AUGUCCACUGGCAGUGGGCGACCGAGUUGGUGUGGGUGCACAAGAUGUGUCUGGACAUACAACAGCACUUACAAGGACGGUGCCAAGUCGUACGGUGGUUAUGCUGACUACGUGCGCAUCGACAGCAAUUACACUUUCAAGAUUCCCAAGGCCAUCCCCUCCGAUGUGGCGGCACCUCUCCUUUGUGCUGGAGCCACGGUUUUCACGCCACUGAAACAGGAGGGCGUGAAGGCAAGUGACCGAUUUAUUCGUGCACUGGGCACCACACCUGUCGCCUUCUCCCGUUCUGCGGACAAGGAGAAGGAAAUCCUGUCGUCGGGCGCCGAGGAAUUCUACGACCUCAGCGACCCCGAGCAGCAGAAGAAGGCGGCGGGAAGUGUCGACUUUUUGCUGCUAACUGCUGAUGCCAACAAUAUGCCGUACGACCUGUACAUGACUCUGGUUCGCCAGCGUGGUACGUUCAUCAUGCUAGGUGUCCCGAACGAUCAGAUAAAGAUUACUCCGUGGCUUUUGGUUCCACGUGCUGUGUGUGUGCACGAGGCAGUGUGA
Molecule: messenger RNA, 549 nt
Organism: Phytophthora nicotianae INRA-310
Lineage: Eukaryota; Oomycota; Peronosporomycetes; Peronosporales; Peronosporaceae
Exons: 3
Coding region: 1-549 (182 amino acids)
Molecular function (GO): oxidoreductase activity, acting on the CH-OH group of donors, NAD or NADP as acceptor
Source: RefSeq, a predicted model, not a curated record